AGUACUAAAUUUUUGUGAACUAUUUUGAAAUUCACAGGUAAGUGAUUCUGAUAACAUGCACGUUUUUUAAAUACUCAAAUUUUGAGAAUUCUGUCCAAUUAAUACUGUGAUGUAAUUUGCAUUAUUUUCAAGUUGUUGAUUCUCGAGAAACAAUUUUGCUAUUUGCUAAUUGGUUAUACCAUCUUUGGAGGUUCAAUGAAAAUCUAGGAUCAGGAACUUUAAUUUCAAAAGUUAAUUACAAUUUCGUGGAUUAUUUUGGCGCUCUUUUAGGCAUGGCGGAUGAAUACAUUUAAGUCAGUGCGCAAUCGACGUGUUUUUUUUGUUUUUUUAACAAUUAUUGUUACUUAGAACAUGGCUUUGAAGUGUCUUUUAUAGAAAAGGCGUAUGCCUUGUAAAUUAAUUGUCUUCUUAUAUCGUUGCUGUUUUACGGGUUAAUUGAGCUUCGUUUACGAACUUGGGGUCUUGCCUAUUGUGACUUUAGUUGGCAGCCCUGGUGCUCCCUCCCGUCUUCGCUUCGGCGGCAACCCCCACCCCAGUAAGAUUUCCAGGAAUCGACGGACACUCGCUGCUGCCGUUGGGGUUGAAGUUGUCACCGGCGAGAUACGGCCAGGGCAGGGCUGUUGGACCGUUUUGAGGAAUCUGGUGAAACCGAAUGGAACUGACUGGCAAGUGACUUAUUUUUACUAACCGUAUCUUUUAUCUCCCCGUUAGUUGAGACAUGGCGUUACUCAUUUUUGUUGUGGAUUUGUCGCGGACACUAGUGCUGAAGCGAAUAGUUCAAAAUUCACCCUUUAUAAUGAGCCCUACGUGCCUGCAUAUUUGCAGACUCCCUCCUCAGUUUAAAUGAUAACAAUUGUUGUUAAAAGUGUCUUUUCUUCCUGUUCCAAGCCUUUCCCUGUAAUAAUUAUUAUUUCUCACACAUUGUCAAUUCAUCUGUGUAUUUUUUGCCCUUAGUGAAAACUCACAGUAUUUCCCUACUUUUGUGUGGCUAAUCAUGGCUCCACUUUUAUUCAAAUUUGUGUUAUCCCCUGUAGAUUCUCAUCAUGGCUAGUUCAUUCUGGACGGAAACGUACAGAAAGAAGUCCCAGCAUUAUUUUCAUUAUGGUGGUGGAAAUUCUUCAAACAAGCUCAUGACCUCUGAUCAGUAUAAGCAUGAAUCUGUGGGAGCAGCUGAACCAGUUGUCAAUGGAUUUCAGUCUUUUUAUACACCGUUCAUGAUGAAUCAAUCACACAAUUUUGGAACUAAGUGUUCCCCAUUGAUUCCCGAGUCAGUGAAUCAAGAACAACUGAAGAACACCUCUAAGUAUGAACUGUUCUCAGAUGAUUCUCAGUCUAGUAGUGGUCAAGUUGCAUUUCUCAAUCAGCUGUUGGAGGACACUGAAGAUAUAUAUGUCUCUAAAAAUAAUGGAUUUUAUAGCACCUUGUCUGAAAAAUUUUGCCUUGAAGAUGAGACGAUUGGACAGUUAGCCAUCAAGCUGGCUGACCUAGCUCUGGCAGAGGCGAACGUUCCGGUCAAGCAACAUCAGGCGGUUCAACCUAAGCCAAAUAUGACAUCUGGAGUGCAUAACAUCCACCAUCAAACACUGUCGAAAGCUCAAAAUUCCUCUGUUUUGAAGCCAACUAUUGUUAAGAAUAAUAAUCCGGGGAAGAAAACUCAAGGAUUUCACCAUAGCAAAAAGAAGAGAUUUCCCAACAAGAAUGUAACAAUGCCUAAGGGAUUUAGACAGGUGCCAUCUGGAGUUAAUGAUGCCAGAUAUGGGUAUCCUUCUUUACCUCAUCAUAAAUUCAGAUCUUACACUUCACCUCAUACUUUCUCAGGAGCUCCAUUUUGGAUGGAUGGUACCAAGUCAGAUGGCAGUAGUCUGUCCUCUAACUCUUCAGUGCAUAAGGAAUCAAUAAAUUACUCCUCUUCCGAUUUAAUGAAAUACAAGAUGUUUUCCAAGCGAAGUGAUUCUGAGGAUGACAACUUAUUGCCUCCUCAACCCCCACGCAGGAGUCGAAAGGCCUACAGCAUUAGUAGCAGCAGCAGCGGAGGACGUGCGAAAUUUAAUGAAUGUGUCCUGUGCAAAACUAAUGGAGAGACUCCAGCAAUGUACAGGAGUCACGUGCUUAAGGACGAAAGAGGCCGCACUGUUUGCCAAGUUCUACAGCGGUAUAUUUGCCCACUUUGUGGCGCUACUGGGACGAGUGCUCAUACUGUUAAGUACUGUCCGAAAAACGAAAACCCUCCUCAGGUUGCCACAAUGACUACUCUGAAGUCAAUGAGAUCUUCUACUGGCCGCAAGCGCUAUGGCCAUUGCUCUGGUCAGAUUCGUUCUGUCCCAUUUGAUGUACGUCAGAAUCCACUUUCAGCUUGAAUCAAGUUUUUUUCCCCUCUCUCUUUCAAUAUUUUUAUUCUGAAAAAUCUCAUUGUGUUAAAUAUCUAUUUUGGCUCAGGUGACUUAUUUUCAUUUUGCUAUCUAUCAGGGGUAUAACUAUUACUUAAACAAAUGUAUCAAUUAAUCUAUCAUUGUUCCUUUGUUCAAUGCCUAACCUGGCUUACAUAAAUUUCAUACUUUCUUCCUCUAUGAAAUUGAUCCAAAAUCUGUUUGAAUGAAUCAGAUAAUCAUAAGUGAUAGUGUCCUAUAGAAUUAACAAGUCGUUCUGAUGUACUUUUCUUCUUGUUAUCUAUAUUUUUUCAGCAGGAAGUGUUUGCUCCUAAUUGCAUGGUUUGUGAGCUUUGUGAAUUCUUUUACUGCAUUUAUUUGCCUCUUAACAUUUUAGUAAUGCGAUUAUUUUUUUACCCAAUUCUUGCUGGCAUGUACUUUUUUAGUAACUAGUGAUUCUGCUUUCCUAAUGCACGUUAUUUAAGUUACUACUCUGUGAAACACCUUGUUAGAUAUGUAUACUAUCAAAUUUUAGAAUUUUUAAUAAUAUUCAUGUCGAUGAAAAACCUAUGGCAAACUUACGUUCAUGUAAUGCGUAGGUAUUCACUAAGUUGUCAGUGAUAACAUUCUAUUAAUUCUCUGAUUAUCAACCAAAAAUCUGAUCCUAAUCAUGCUAAAUGUUGUUCUGUAAAUUCUCUCGUCGAAAAUCAAGCACCGCUGUGUUUCUCUAUUUUACUCAUUGCUUUUAAAUUCAUUUCUCUCUUAUUAACUCUUUUUGUGUACAAUACUGGUUAAUCUUUAGAAGUUGAGUCAGUAAGUGACAUGAAUUUCAGCAGCAUGCUAUGUUUACAUUACAUCUGAAACUAUUUAAUUACAUUUGUAUUUUUUUCCUUUUCAUUUUUUAUUUACAUUUAAAUGUAAGUCCAAGGAAAUUGCAAUGUGUUAUGUUCUCAAAUUUGAGUAAUGCUUUGUUUGUUUAAUCAUAGGUUCCAGGACUUAUUGGCCAAUCAUCUAAAUGUGUUUCUUAUUAGUAAGGAAAUCUCUGCAUGCUUCCUAUUCACUCGUAAAUUUUGUUCUUCAUUGGUUUUUUAUGCCUAUUCUUGUUCAACAGCUUUCAAUCACCUGAGCUAUUAAAUGUUUGAAUUUUUUUUAAAUAA
Messenger RNA from Frankliniella occidentalis (western flower thrips), 3523 nucleotides. RefSeq lists its product as uncharacterized. The record is from RefSeq and is a predicted model, not a curated record. Gene Ontology annotation, cellular component: perinuclear region of cytoplasm. Gene Ontology annotation, biological process: oogenesis; negative regulation of translation. The coding region runs from base 1044 to 2357 and encodes 437 amino acids. NCBI's taxonomy places the organism in Eukaryota, Metazoa, Arthropoda, Insecta, Thysanoptera, Thripidae. Gene Ontology annotation, molecular function: mRNA binding; zinc ion binding. The transcript has 4 exons.